Messenger RNA from Trematosphaeria pertusa, 1322 nucleotides. RefSeq lists its product as uncharacterized. The transcript is spliced from 3 exons. Bases 149 to 958 code for a protein of 269 amino acids. NCBI's taxonomy places the organism in Eukaryota, Fungi, Ascomycota, Dothideomycetes, Pleosporales, Trematosphaeriaceae. The record is from RefSeq and is a predicted model, not a curated record.
AGGGGGAGGAGGAGGAAGUGGCGGUAGAUCAGGUGGAGGAGGAAGUCCGUCACGACCCGGCAGUCCCAGCAGCCCAGGAUCUAGAGUGCUUGCAUACGUUGCCCUAUUCGACGGUAUCCUUCCCGCGCAAGAGCAGGUUCUUGAAGCAAUGAGCGAUCUAGAAGUGGGCUUCGAUGGCGCGAAUACGACGAACAGCACUGAGCCGGGCGACGUCGCGAAAGUAGUCAAGGCGAUACUCGCAAGCCCGACGUGUUCGCCUACGACCUCGAACACAGAGGGUAUUAGUGCACCGACUGGUGUAUCGCAAGCUUGUACGCCUAGGGACGUUGACUUCAAACCAACCUCCACCCUCCCCAUGACCGCCUACGCAGCCUGCACAGACUACGCCUCAAUCCUCAACUCCUGCGCCUCCGCAACCCCCUCCUUCUACUCCCUCCCCGCCUCCCAACAAGCAUCCUGCGUCUGCUACACGCCCUCCUCCGCCGCGCUAGGGUGCUCCAUCUCCCCAACCACUGUCGACGCACUUACACCCACACUCGCGACCACCGGCAGACGAUACGCCACUGUUUCCGCUCUCGCAAUCUCGCGCUUCGACGACCCCGUUGAUGCGUGCUACGAGUUUUUCAAUCUGCAGGGCUACACGAACAUCGCUGGGACGCUGUAUGGCAGGAAUUCCAGGAACGAGACGUUGCUGGGCUGGGGCUUUUGCGCGAAUGUAGACGCGGAUUUGAGCGCCAGCGCGAGUGCGACGGCGACGGAGACGCUUGGGUAUGCGACGACGACGGGUGGACUGCCGAAUAUGAUUGAUCCGACGCCGUCUGGGGAGUGCUAUCCUUAUGUGGAGGCGGAUAGGUAUAGUGGAGGGGUGCGGGUAGCGGGGCUGACGCCGUUUGAUCGGAUGGUUCUGGUUGUGGUUCCGGCGCUGGUGACGGUGUUUUGGUAUGGGCUGUUCUUCUAGUCGACAAGGGUACAAGGGUCUUUCAGCUACAGAUUGGUGUUGAUGCAAGAGCGCGGUGUAUUAAGGUGCGGUGCGAUGGAUGCGGAUACCGUCCCGUGACGGAAAUAGAGUGCCAGUGUGAGCUUCGGGAGCUCGUCCAAUCGAUGGCUUUUGAGGUGUCUCCAGCGGCGGCGGCGGCGGUAGGCGAAGCCGUGGUGGAAGAAGAUAGGGACCCUGCCGUUGACAUCUACCGCCUCCCCAUUGCCCUUGUGCGAGGCCUUGGGUAGCGGAGAACGGGCAUGGCAGCGGUCAUUGCAUAGACGAGACUGGAGCGAAGAAGUUUAGCUUAAGUGAAAUUAAAAUUCCCGCCCUUCAUUCCGUUGGG